Lucilia cuprina (Australian sheep blowfly) is the source of this 3764-nucleotide messenger RNA. RefSeq lists its product as uncharacterized. The transcript is spliced from 2 exons. Bases 308 to 3505 code for a protein of 1065 amino acids. The record is from RefSeq and is a predicted model, not a curated record. Gene Ontology annotation, cellular component: extracellular region. Lineage: Eukaryota; Metazoa; Arthropoda; Insecta; Diptera; Calliphoridae. Gene Ontology annotation, molecular function: chitin binding.
AUUCAUAUAUCGUAGUCAUUUAACGCGCGCAGUCGCAACGUUACGGACGGAAGGAAAUUCAAAUUACAAAUUACACAUACACACAAACAUUUAUGGAUUUAUAAUUAAAAAAAUAGUAAAAUAAUAACGCCUUUGUUUUCUUACGUUUUUUUGUGCUUAAUAACGAUUUAAAUUAAUUAAAACGAUUACAGUUAAUAACGAUUUAAAGGAUUUCGGAUUUCGGAUUUCGAUAAAAUAAAAUAAAAACUAACAUUAACGCGAAAAAGAAUUCAAAUUUGAAAUAAUAGCAAUUGAAAUUAUAUUUGAAAUGAAAAAAUAUCGUUAUGGUUUAUUUGCCCUACUGCUAUUUGGAUUAUUUUACUUUUCAGAAGGUAAACCCUGUCCCGAGCGAACGAGACCCCACAAGACCCGCUGUGAUGCCUAUUAUAAAUGCACAGAAUUAACGGCUGAUAAACAUGUGUGGGUGCCUACACGAUGCGAAGAAGGACUUGUAUACGAACACAGUCUAGCAGUAUGUGUGCUACCAGCUGACGAUUGGGAAUGUUUAAUGGGAGAUCAUAAGACCAAUACCAAUCCUACGCCGAAAAAUGAAAAACGACAAACAAAUCCGACCAGUAAUAAAGAUGCUGAUAUUUAUAUAGUAUCGAAUGCUGAAGACGAAGAAAAUAGUUUAAGUAAUAAAUUUGAUGAUGGUAAAGUGGAGAUUAUUAUAGGCCCUGGUAUAAGUGAUGAAGAUAAGGGUGAGGGCGUUGACGACCAGCUGUAUGAUGGUAGUGGUAAUGGUGGAGAAUUGGUGGAAUUAGAUGGUUUUAUGCCGGCACAAAAUCGUGAAGCUGAAGAUGAUAUGAGUGAAUUGAAGGAAAAGGAUGACAUGAAUAAGAAAUAUAAAUUAGAAAUCAAUAAAAUGGAACAAAAAGAAGAACUUGAAGAAAUGUUGCAAACUAUAAAAACCAAGGCUGAAAUAGGACAACCCUCCUCCAAUAUAGAUCCUAAAUUAACGGCACAUUUGCAAAGAUUAUCUCAGUUAAUAGAUGGUUUAAAACAAACCUAUCAGUCACCAGAAGCUAAGCCACAAAAUGAACAAGACUUAAGACCAGAUCAACUGAAUGCUUUUUUGGCUCAUUUUAAUAUUAAAAAUAAAUUUGAUACUUUAGAUCCCAAUGAAGGGGUAAAGGAUGUUAGUGGUUUCAGCACUACCACACCUAAGCCCAAUAGAACUUUGCUAUAUAAACAAGAAUUUACUACUACGAAGUUGAAUCCCGAAACUAAGGUGGUAUUAUUAAAUAUGUUACCUCAACGUUAUGGUGGCAAUAGUCACGAUAAUGGUAAUUCCGGAGGAGGUUAUUCUAAUUCGCAAAUUGUAGUUAAUAGACCAGAGGGUUCGGUACUCUUUAGUCUACCUACUGAACAUCAUUUCAUGGAACAUCCAGAAUAUUCUUCAGAUAAUACACCUAAAAUUUCCGAAGAAACUUUAAAAACAGUUCUAGAAUUGUCCAAACAAAUGAUAGCUCAGCAAAAUGUGCCAAAAGUGAUACCAAAUCCCACCUAUUUUGCCUCGCCCAUAAUGCAACCUAUACUAUUGACGCCUCAUGUCGAUAGCCCGUUUUCUACCAACUAUAUGGGCUCUAGUUCUAGUGGUUUGGGGUAUUCAGGUCAAUUUACUAAUGGAGCGGUUUAUAAUCAAAAUUUUAAGUAUAAAAAACCGGGAAAAAGACCAUCACAACAACAUAAUGCUGGUUAUAAUGUAAAUGAUAAUGGAGGUUAUGGAGGUAACAGUAAUAAUGGUUAUGGCAGUGAUAACCAGGGUUACAACAACAAUGGUUAUGGCAGCGAUAAACCCGCCACCACUAUAAUUCAUAACAAUGUUAUACCAGUCCAUGUAUCCACCACUAGUUCGGGCGAAAAAGAAGUUUUAGACAGUUAUGGACAAAGUUUGGGUUUGUAUCCACCACAUCACGAAGAGAGACCUGAUAGCAAUACCGACUAUCAUGAGAACUCUAAUGCGAAUAAUGGUUAUACUACGGGAUUUCAAAAUAAUGAAUAUCCCAGAACAACAACGAAAAGACCUUCUUAUGUGGGCAUCUCAACGACGUCUAGUACCUAUGGUUCCACACCUAGACCUUAUAAUUAUCAACCCACCGCCAGUACCAUUAAUCAGUACUUUACACCCAGCGAACAUUUGGGAGAGCAUAAUGUCAACAAUGUUUUUCCUUCGGUGGAUAAUUUUGGCAGUGUACCCAGACCUUUAAAGGGUAAGAGCCCUAAUCUUCAACUAUAUAAACCUUCGCAGGAAAAUGAGAAUAACAACGAUGGCUAUGGCAGCCCGAAUCAACUGUUUUCGCAAAUCGAUAACCAAAAACAUCAUAUGAGGCCAAAUUCUCAAAAUUAUGAAAGCAUGGAAAACGAAAAUGAUGAUCUUAUGAAUAACUAUCAAGAUGACAAUAAUGAGGAGGAAUCUCAAUUAGUUACCUAUACCUAUGGCAAGAAAAAGAAACCGGGACAACAAGCUCAGUACUCAAAUUUUGCAAAUUCUAAUUCACAAUCUUCCCUAAAUUCAGCUUUUAGCACCAAUAAUCCUUAUAUGUCUAGACCACAAACCAAUCACCAUAAUUCCCCUUCCUCUUCCCAUUCAUAUUAUUCCUCAGGUAAAAAUAAAUAUACACCCAUAAGCUCACCCAUAUCCUCGGCCUAUACCGAUGGUACACAACUGGUGAAUGUGGGUGGUAACUUUAUAAGCUUUGAUGUUUUUCAAAAUUCUAUACUCCCUCUAGUGGGCAAUAAUCCGGCCAGUCUUUCCUCCUCUCUCAACAAUGUUGAAGUGAUUACCUGUGCGGCCGGUGUAAGACAACCCAAUACUACGGAUUGUACUCGCUAUUAUGUUUGCAGUAAAAAGGAUGGCAGAGUUCUAUCCUACUCCUGUCCACCCUAUACUGCAUUCAAUAAUGAGGCACGUAUAUGUGAUGCCAAAACGUAUGCCUUGUGUAAUGCUGACUCCAUAGUGCCCAGCUAUACGGUAUCCGAAAAUAAACGACUACAAAUGGAAACUUUGAAAGCUUUACAGGAUGCCAAACGUCGUCAAAUGUUGCAACAACAGCAGCAACAACAACAAGCUAUUAAAGCUCAAAAUCUUGCUAAUCUAUUGCAGCAAUACAAUAACCCCUCCUCCUCCAACUCACCCUUCAGUAAUCCACUCACAUCAAUAACCUCUCCAGAUCAAGAUAGUUCAGAACAAAAUAUGCUCGAUUCUUAUAUGCAACAGGCCGCCUCGCUAUCACAAAGCUUUGGCACAACACCCCGCCCCCAAAUAACAACACCCACCGUUAAAAAACGCAAAUACUAUUGCAAAGAAGGUGAUAAAAUCGCCGAUCAAACUUCAAUUUAUAAUUAUUUUGUUUGCUACAAAAAUGCCCAGGGUCAAAUGAAGGGUCAUAAGAUGACCUGUUCGAAAGGAUUGCUAUUUUGUCCAAAAUCCACUAUGUGUACCUUGCCAUCAAAAUGUUCGUAAUUUAUUUAUUUAGUUUUAACGCCACAAUUAGUUUUAGUUUUCAGUAUUUGCCAAUUAUCUGUAAUUUUAAUUAUUUAUUUAUUUAGUUGUUAAGUUAAGCGAAACAAAAUUAUUUAUUUAUAACACAAAAAAAAGAAACUAAGAAUUUAAAUUAACCCCAAAAGAUUACAAGAAAGUUGUAUUAAUUACUACUCUAUGUAUAAUUAUUUUGUAUUUAAAAUAAGAAUAAAUUAUUAUUUACGAUGAAAAAAAAUUUAAA